AUGUUCAAACAGCCUUUUUACUUUUCUCUCGCGGCAACUUUUGCCUGCAUAGCAUAUUUAUAUGCCGGAACGUCACCACAGGGCGAAGAAAAUCACGUCGCUAAAAAGAUUGGAGAAUGGCGUGGAAAGAAUGACACUGUCUUGUUUGUCACAAAUAGUGAGCAUGGAUUCGCAAAUGUCUUUUUGGCAACUAGUCACGCUUUACUCACGGAAUACAAUGAUCUCGACAUCCAUUUCGCCACGUUUGGAAAACUAAAAGAUGACAUUACUAUGAUCUCUAAUUUCGCACUAAACACGGGAAGUCCAUCAUACAAGAAAUCUUUGAACGGUGGUGGCUUCAAAGUUGAUUCGGCGAUCAACUCACCUUCACUCGCCGAUUUUAACAGAUUUUGCAGUAAUUUGGAAAAAAUGGUGAUGCCCUGGACAGCUCCCGACUAUCUUGAUAUCUACAAAGAGAUCUCUGAUAUAUUGGAGACUGUAGAUCCGAGUAUUGUGGCUGUAGACCCAGUGUUUGGUCCUGGCGUUGAUGCUGUGAGAGCCCAGGGACGUAAUCAUGUUAUUAUCUCACCAAAUACUCUGAAAGAUAGUUUUGCAAAGUAUCAACCUUGGGGAGCUGUACUUUGGAAGUAUCCAGUUUUAAGUUCCGCAUUCCCAUAUCCAGUGCCCUGGCACCUCAUCCCUUCAAACAUAUACAGGAACUUGCGUCUCGCAUACAGCGUGCUAUUCGCUCCAACUACUUCUUCCAAGCGCGCAUAUCUCAAAGAAAAUGGAAUUGCAAAACCCAUGGAUUUUUUCACCGUCUAUCACAAGGACUAUCCAUGGAUAUCUCAAAGUUCUCAAGAACUCGAAUAUCCUCUCGACAUCAUUCCUGAGAAUGUAGUCCAAUGCGGGCCUAUUUUUCUUUCGACAGCAACAGCCGCAGAACAAGAUCCAGAAUUAUCUGAAUGGCUUGAUAAUUCUCCAACAGUAUUGAUAAAUCUAGGAAGUGUGGUAGACUACGACCUUAGGGCUAGUUUGGAUGUACAAAUCCGCGCUGGAUCCACUGAAUAUUCCGCUCUUUUUGAAAACGGAUUUUGAAUUCAUGUUUGAAUGUCAAAUCGCGGAUUUUGUCAAAUAAUCUGUAUUUCAAUAAAUUUAGUAUAUUUCG
This is a messenger RNA of Botrytis sinoallii, 1147 nucleotides long. RefSeq lists its product as uncharacterized. The record is from RefSeq and is a predicted model, not a curated record. The transcript has 3 exons. Lineage: Eukaryota; Fungi; Ascomycota; Leotiomycetes; Helotiales; Sclerotiniaceae. The coding region runs from base 1 to 1077 and encodes 358 amino acids.